CAUGCAGGUCCUCCUCUCAUGCAAUAAUGCCCCAGCGCCGAGCCAAAGUCGGCUCUCCUUCUUGCGACGCAAGACGCAGCAGGUCUCCGAAGCUUGCCUGCCCGCUUCCUCCUCUCUGCUGAAACCCUCACCGGAACUCGGGCCAUUGAAAAUAAAACAGCGGGGUCGCGUCUUGCAGGGGCACCGAAGCUUUCACCUCCUUUCCCUUUGCUCCCUUCCGAGAUCUUCAACGAGGAUUUUGUUGAUGAACAAGCAAGAAGAGUUACACUUCAAGACCGCACAUAUGCAACCCAAAAUCGUGACAGAAAUAACAAUUCUUGUGAAAACAGUUCGGAGCCCGAAUUUGGGCGCCUGGGCACCCUAUUCUCUUGAGGCAGGCGUCCUAGCGCCAGAAGUGGGAGCCUAAGUGCCUACUUUGGGCGCAAGACUUCCACCUUCUCGAUUUUGAAACACUUAAUGGGUUAGCACUUACUACGUGGAAGCCAACCUGCUGCUCAUGGGUGCUACAAUCAGACUCAACAACUAACAUGGCUUACCAAUGAUUUCCCUCAAAGACAUAGUCCCUGCCGCCACCAACACAAUAAACACAAAGUUCAUACUCCUUGAUAAGGGAAAUGUCGGUCAGGACGGGAAGGAGACGACUUGCCUUGCUCUCGUUGCCGACGAGACCGCUUCACUUCACUUUCAACUAUGGGGAGACGAGUGCUGUUUUUUCGAGCCCGGCGACAUAAUCCGACUCACCAAUGGCAUAUUCUCAUACCACAAGGGCAACCUUGUGUUGAGAGCUGGGAAGAAAGGGAAGACUGAGAAGACUGGGGAGUUUAAUAUGGUGUUUGUUGAGACUCCUAACAUGAGUGAGAUCAAAUGGGGCAUUGAUCCCAACAAUCCCAGAAAGUUUGUGCAGGAAUCUGUCAUCUCACCUCACUCCACAAUCUUCCCACCAUUGCCAUAAUUCUUUGCAUUUACAUAUCUAGCUCCCUAAACUUUGCUUCUUACAUUUAUGCCACCCAAAUCUUAUAGAUGACAUUAAAAACACCAUCAUUUUAACUUUUAGAGAGUAAAAUACACAUUUUCUUACUAGGUGAGGUGGCAGGUAUGUAAAAAAUGGAAGGUUUGGUGUUACAUAUGUAAAUACAUACGAUUUGUGUGGUGUUUAUAUAAAUUUUCGUUGUUUUUAUGGAUCAAUUCGGGUUCAGAUUUUUUUUUUUCUUAUGUUGAUAUAAUGUAUUUUUUAUGUUGAUGUAAUGUUUAGUUGAG
Molecule: messenger RNA, 1257 nt
Organism: Phalaenopsis equestris
Lineage: Eukaryota; Viridiplantae; Streptophyta; Magnoliopsida; Asparagales; Orchidaceae
Product: SOSS complex subunit B homolog
Exons: 3
Coding region: 539-952 (137 amino acids)
Biological process (GO): double-strand break repair via homologous recombination; response to ionizing radiation; mitotic cell cycle checkpoint signaling
Cellular component (GO): SOSS complex
Molecular function (GO): DNA binding
Source: RefSeq, a predicted model, not a curated record